CCCCGCCAUGGCCACUGCGGUGGACAGCUUCGCGCUGCUCUGGAGGGAGCUGUGCGGCUCGCUGUCUCCCUACCAGGAGGCGCUGGCGCUGCUGGGCGCCCUCUGCGCGGGCGCGUGCGGCGCGCGCGCGCUGCGCGCACUCGUGGGCGCCGCGCGCGUGCACGUGGGGACACGCCUACCCCUCCUCCACCUCCUGGCGCCCCCACGCUCGCUCGCAGCCUCGCACGGAGCCUGGGCUGUGGUCACCGGUCCCACGGCCGGCAUUGGCCGUGCGUACGCCCGCGAGCUGGCGCGCCGCGGGCUCGGCGUGGUGCUGGUGGGGCGCGACGCGGCCCGCCUGGGCACCUUUGCCGAGGAGCUCCGUGGAGACUUCCCCGUGCGGACCCUCGAGAUCGUGGCCGACUUCAGCCGCGGCCCCGCGGCCUACGGGGAUAUCGCACGCGCACUCGAGGGGAUGGACGUGGGUGUGUUGGUGAACAACGUGGGUGUGAUGCCGGUGGUGCCGGGCCCGUUCCUGACGGCGGGCGAGGAGCACCUGUGGGAGCUGGUGAACGUGAACGUGGCGGCCGCGAUGCUCAUGACGCGCCUGCUGCUGCCCGGCAUGCUGCAGCGAGGCCGCGGGGCCGUGGUGAACAUCUCCUCGGGCAGCUGCCUCCGCCCCGUGCCCUACAUGGCCGCCUAUGCCGCCACUAAGGCCUUUGUGGACAGCUGGAGCUGCGCCCUGAGCCGGGAGUGCUCCGGCAGCGGCGUCGCCGUGCAGACGCUCAUCCCCUUCUACGUGGCCACGCGGAUGACCGCGCCCGGCCGCUACUUACGCCGGCCCUGGCUGUUCGUGCCCUCGGCGGAGGAGUACGCGCGUCACGCCGUCGCCACGCUGGGCGUCGCGCGACGCACCACGGGUUACUGGCCGCACACUCUGCAGAUGUGGUUCACUCAACUGAUGCCGGAGUGGCUGUGGGCGUGGCUUGCGAUGCACAUCAACAUCCACCUCUGGAAGCCGUGAAGACAAGGGCGGGAUCCGGAACAAUGACACCACCACCACUCGGAAUCAGAAUCCUUAGAGUGCAGGAGGAACCCAAUGAGCUAUGAAUGUAUGAUAUCCACUCCGCUUUUAGUCUUGGGAAUGUUACACUGGUCAACACACUUUUUCUGGCAUAAGGUAAACAAUAGGUUUUAAUUUUGGGGUGCUGAUUCCAAAUCUGGCAUCAGUUUUUGUCUAUCACAUCAGGUUUUUGAGAUAUCAAUAUUGCAUUUUCAAUAAAAACUGCAGAAGAAAAAUAUUAAAUAAAUGUGGAUAUCUACAUAAAAUGAUAUUAUAAACACACUAUCCUAAAAAUACAGCACCAUUUUUUAACACUAAAGCAGUCACUGACUCGCAACAACUUGCAAUCAUAAGUGACAGAGUUAAUUUCGGGUAAAAUCAAUGAAAAUGGGGUAUGCCGAUAGCAUAAAAAUGAGAUUUGAUAGGGCAAAUCUGAGAUCAGAGUUGGAAUCGGCACCCUGAAAUUAGUCUAGAACAGCUGCAAAAGUCCAGGCCAGAAAAAAAUGUUUUUUUGUUGUUGACCAGUGUUAGUCUUGGCCAUAUUCCAUCACCUCUUCUAUCCGUGACGCGUCCUGCCGAAGCCCACUGACCUCUUUUUUUUUCUUCUUCUAUACAACGUUUAUUUUAUAAGAAUCAAACCUUGCAGUCCUUCGCAAGGUAUCACGUUUUGGGGAGUUGAGACCUCUGAGGGCAGGUUGGAUCCAUCACCCCGUGCAUGGCGAUGAUCGUGUCUACCACCACCCACUGGCUUUCCUUAACCUAGAUUUGAAGCUUUCGUGACUGCAAGGAUUCAUAUUCUUAGUUCUUUCGGUAAAGUUACGUAGGUAAAAAAUGAAAUUAAAAUUAAUAAAAAAUAAAAUCACGACGUUUUGGAGGCAACACAAGCUUCCGUCUUCAGGUGAAA
This is a messenger RNA of Lethenteron reissneri (Far Eastern brook lamprey), 1946 nucleotides long. Its product is annotated as inactive hydroxysteroid dehydrogenase-like protein 1. Gene Ontology annotation, molecular function: oxidoreductase activity. NCBI's taxonomy places the organism in Eukaryota, Metazoa, Chordata, Hyperoartia, Petromyzontiformes, Petromyzontidae. The record is from RefSeq and is a predicted model, not a curated record.